AUGGACAAUUUUCAACAGACAUUUUCUUUCGAUAGCAAUUCAAAGAGUGCAAUUGCGCUCUCAGUGCCGUUAGCAGCAUCCAGCAUCAUAGCAGUUCUAUCAGGUCCUAUUGGAGACAAAGUAGGCAGAAAGCGAUUUGUUUUUAUUGCCUGUAUUAUACAUACCAUCGGCACGAUAACACAGUGUGCUGGCCACACUUUUGCUGCUUUUUUCAUUGGAAAGCUGAUUACUGGAUUCUCAUUAGGCAUGUUUAGUGUCAUGUGCCCCUUAUAUCAAAGUGAAAUAUCAUUGCCGGAACACAGAGGCCGAUUGAUUUCCAUGCAUCAGUUUGGUGUCACCAUUGGGUUUUGCCUCGCAUUUUGGAUCACAUAUGGUACAUUUGACAUGCGGAACAAGCUCUCAUGGAGUAUUCCCUUGGGUAUUCAGAUUGUGCCUCCUGUGGUACUGAUGCUAGGUCUCUUCUUUAUCCCAGAAAGUCCUCGAUGGUUGAUCUAUCAAGGCAGGUUCUCAGAAGCCAAACAAAUUUUACGGGUAUUGCGGGCCAAGAAAGACAACGAUGAUUUGGAGCUUCGCAUGGAAUACACUGGCAUCAUUCAGGAGCGCAACUAUGACAACAAAUACUCUUCUCAAAGCUACAAGUCGUUGAUUGAACAGGGUAUCGACAAUAACAGAAAGAGAACCAUUCUCGGUGUGGGAUUGCAUAUCAUGACACAAUUGACUGGUAUCAAUGCACUAAUGUUUUAUCUACCUUACAUCCUGGAAUCCACUGGUAUAGCAGAAUCCAAUUCAGCCUUGCUGGGGAAUGGCAUCAGUGGUAUGAUCAACAUGUUGGCUACCAUUCCGUCCUUUCUCUAUAUUGAUAGAUGGGGCCGAAGACGCAUUAUGAUUAUAGGAGGCGUUGCUAUGGCCACUUGCAUGAUCAUAAUUGCAGCAGUGCAAGGAACCUAUUCCGUCCAACUACCCGCUAGCAAAGCGCGCGUAUUUCCCGGUGCGGUAUUUCCGAUCACUGUAUACAUUAAUGACAGCAGAGCAUCAUUUUGUGUUCUUGUGUUUCUAUGUCUAUUCUUGGCUUGUUUUGCUCUCAGUUGGGGGUCUAUGGGCUGGAUCUAUCCUGCAGAAAUAUACCCUCAAUCCAUUCGCGCAAAGGGUUUAGGUGUCACUACAGGAGCCAGUUACGCUACCAGUAUCUUUGUAUCGCAACUUGCACCCGUGUUAUUCAGAGAUAUUGGAUGGGGAACCUAUUUAUUUUUUGGCUUGAUCUGUUUGAUACAGUCAUACAUCAUUCAUAGAUUCUACCCCGAAACAAGAGGUAGGUCACUUGAAGAAAUCCACUUGAUUUUCAGUGGUGCAUUAAUUGAUCAAAGUCCAGGGGCACAUCAUCCUCAAACAGCGUUUGAAGCCCUCUCACAUCUCAAACAAUUCAACGUGGACAAUGGCCUUGAUCUGUCCAAGGCGUCGCUUCAUGGUGAUCCAAGUACAACUGUGGUGUCAUCUUCAUCCACCGUGAAUCAGCCUAUAUACCACGAACAGCCUCAUCCAUCACAUCAGAUGGAGGCCACGCUGGAUGCGGAUCCUUUAGACCGACCACAAUGCGUAGAGCAAAUUGAAUUGAAGUCUUUAAAUUAG
Mucor velutinosus is the source of this 1626-nucleotide messenger RNA. RefSeq names its product Oxysterol-binding protein 3. Gene Ontology annotation, biological process: carbohydrate transport; transmembrane transport. Gene Ontology annotation, cellular component: membrane. Lineage: Eukaryota; Fungi; Mucoromycota; Mucoromycetes; Mucorales; Mucoraceae. Bases 1 to 1626 code for a protein of 541 amino acids. The record is from RefSeq and is a predicted model, not a curated record. The transcript is spliced from 7 exons. Gene Ontology annotation, molecular function: carbohydrate:proton symporter activity.